Molecule: messenger RNA, 735 nt
Organism: Helianthus annuus (common sunflower)
Lineage: Eukaryota; Viridiplantae; Streptophyta; Magnoliopsida; Asterales; Asteraceae
Exons: 3
Coding region: 1-735 (244 amino acids)
Source: RefSeq, a predicted model, not a curated record
AUGCCGGGUAUGAUCAUUAGAGAUCAUCCUCCUACAGAAAGAAGAAGAUUCCGAAUGCGGAAACCACUAUUCCUACGUAUAGUGGAUACUGUUACAGCUAAUGACAUAUAUUUUCCACAAAGACGUGAUGCCACAGGCAGGCAAGGUCUUUCAUCAUUGCAAAAAUGUACUGCAACUAUACGUGUGCUAGCGUAUGGGACAUCAGCAGAUGCACAUGAUGAUCAAGAGUACCUUAGAAAGCCCAAUGAUAAUGAUUUAGCAAGAUUACUCCAUGUUGGGGAAGAACGUGGAUUCCCAGGAAUGAUUGGCAGCAUUGAUUGUAUGCAUUGGGAAUGGAAAAAUUGUCCCAAUGCUUGGGUCGGGCAAUAUGCAGGUAGAAGCGACAAACCAACAAUCAUUUUAGAAGACGUUGCAUCAUAUGACUUAUGGAUAUGGCACACAUUCUUCGGAACACCGGGUCUGUGCAAUGAUAUUAACAUCCUUCAACGAUCUCCUGUUUUUGAUGAUGUAUUGUCAGGUCGGGCACAAAAUGUUAGUUACGUCGUGAAUGGUAAGGAAUAUAAAAGGACGUAUUAUCUCACCGAUAGCAUAUAUCCUUCAUGGGCUGCCUUUGUCAAGUCCAUAACCUGUCCACAACUUCAAAAACACAAAUUGUUCACUCAACAUCAAGAGGCUGUUAGAAAAGAUGUUGAACGAGCAUCUGGAAUUCUGCAAGCUCGUUUUGCAUUUCUUUGA